Messenger RNA from Exserohilum turcica Et28A, 891 nucleotides. RefSeq lists its product as uncharacterized. Lineage: Eukaryota; Fungi; Ascomycota; Dothideomycetes; Pleosporales; Pleosporaceae. The record is from RefSeq and is a predicted model, not a curated record. Gene Ontology annotation, cellular component: cytoplasm. The transcript is spliced from 5 exons. Gene Ontology annotation, molecular function: 2-oxoglutarate-dependent dioxygenase activity. The annotation marks the transcript as partial.
GUGUCGCGACGUGGAGUCGUCUUCUUUCGCGGCCAGACUGAAAUGACGAAUGACAUCCAGAAGCAUAUGAUCCAGCGCAUGGGAGAACUCGCGGGAAAGCCCAAGGAAUCAACCCUGCACAUCCAUCCCGUGCUCAACCCCCAGCGAGCCAUGGGUGGUGACGAUCUACACAUCAGCACCAUGAACUCCCGCCAGAGGAAACUUGUCAAUGGCAAGUCGACGCCGCGCGACCUGGGAGACGAGAGACAAGUGUUUGAGUCGUGGCACAGCGACAUUCAGUCUGAGCAAGUUCCAUCCGACUACACCUGCUUGCGACUCGUUGAACUGCCCGAGAUUGGAGGAGAUACGCUCUGGGCAUCCGGGUAUGAGAUCUACGACCGCCUCAGCGAGCCGAUGCGCAAGUUCCUUGAACAACACACAGCAAACUACACUGCGCCCUUCUUUGAUCGAAUCAUCAAGAACGCACACAUCAAAACAUAUACAGACGCACGUGGACACCCUGAAAACACCGGCCACCCCCUCAAGGCUGUGCACCCGGUCAUCCGCACCAACCCCGUGACGGGCUGGAAGAGCGUCUUCGCCAUCGGCGCAUACGUACGUCCCGCAUCCAUCAACGGCUUGACGCCCCCAGAGAGCGAAAUGAUCCUAGACUGGCUCCGGAAAAUUGUGCUCCGCAACCACGAUCUGCAGUGCCGAUUCAGGUGGCAGGGUCCCGGUGACAUGGCUAUCUGGGAUAACCGCAGCAUGCUCCACAAUGCCACGACCGACUACGAUGAUUUGGGCGAGCGCUUCGGACACCGCGUGUGCGGCAUCGGCGAGAAGCCCUACCUCGAUCCUAACAGCAAGUCGAUGCGCGAGGCACUGGCCGAGGAAGGAGAAGUCGUUCCUUAA